Messenger RNA from Episyrphus balteatus (marmalade hoverfly), 440 nucleotides. RefSeq names its product protein PET100 homolog, mitochondrial. Gene Ontology annotation, cellular component: mitochondrial inner membrane; mitochondrion. Gene Ontology annotation, biological process: mitochondrial respiratory chain complex IV assembly. NCBI's taxonomy places the organism in Eukaryota, Metazoa, Arthropoda, Insecta, Diptera, Syrphidae. The transcript has 2 exons. Bases 133 to 381 code for a protein of 82 amino acids. The record is from RefSeq and is a predicted model, not a curated record.
UUCACUAUCCACAUUUCAGCUGUCAUUUUUUAAACAGCUGAUCCAAAUCAAACAAGACAAAAGAAUUUAUUCAAUCGAUCAGUAUUUUGUGUUUUUCCAAAGUUUUUAUAAAAUUCAUUAAAACUAUACACCAUGGGUGGUUGGCAUCUUGAAAUUGGCAAAAUGGCAUUAUACAUGACCUUUCCCGUUGCACUUUUCCAUAUCUUCAAUCAACCAGCUUAUUUUGAAGAAUGGGUAACCAAAACCAAGCGAGAUAUCUAUCCACCAGAUAGUGAGAGUCAUCGUAAAGAACUUGAAGAUGCUAUUAAAAUGAUUCGAGCAAAACAAGAAGAAAAACAAAUGAAAGCUUUUGAAGAAAUUGAGAAUAAACGCAAACAUUAAUUAGUUGUAAGGUUUUUAAAUGGAAAUAAAGAUUUUAUAGAAAGUACAUAUAGUAAGUA